Messenger RNA from Diaporthe batatas, 5866 nucleotides. RefSeq lists its product as uncharacterized. Gene Ontology annotation, cellular component: membrane. NCBI's taxonomy places the organism in Eukaryota, Fungi, Ascomycota, Sordariomycetes, Diaporthales, Diaporthaceae. Gene Ontology annotation, molecular function: phosphorelay sensor kinase activity. The record is from RefSeq and is a predicted model, not a curated record. The coding region runs from base 594 to 4505 and encodes 1303 amino acids. The transcript is spliced from 7 exons. Gene Ontology annotation, biological process: phosphorelay signal transduction system; phosphorylation; cellular hyperosmotic response.
CUUGGUCAACACUCGACACCGGCCUAAACCUAUCAAAGGCUGCAGGGCUUGCAAGCGGGCAGCGUGUCCCAAGACGAACCACCCUCGCCCCUGUCCCCUUGACAUCCAUCCUUUCUCCGCCUUCUGCCCGUGCCGGACCAUACCUACCUACCCUACCACCUGCCCGCCGUACCGAGUCCCCAGCCCUUUGCCCAGUCCGUCCAGUCAAGUCAAGUCCUACCGACCUGCCAUCCAUCCACAGAGACCAGACCAGACCAGGAACUGGGACUGGGAACCGUAACUGGGACUGGAACUGCGCCUCUACUGGCUCUCGUCUCUAGCCUCUCCUCUGGCACCACCUUUUUUCUGUCCGUCUUCGACUCGCGCAGAAGAGCCGACAGGUAAUUCCACCACGCCAGUCUGUCUCUCCUCAACCUCGACUGCUUUCCUGGCCUUGACCUCGUCGACCGCCCUGCAGCACCUACCUGCAAAACCGCCCAUGAAGUCGCCAGCCACAGCCUAGCACUCAAACGCCCUUGAUCCUGGAUUCUUUUCGCUCCUUAGUCCCCUACCCCUACGCCCCGACCCUGAAUCCUCGGCAUCUCCAGUCUCCCAUGGCCGACAACUCGGCCUUGGCGGCCGCCGCCGCCAUCGUGAAGAGCCUGGCGACAGACUCUCACGCGCCUUCCUCCACAAAUCGGGUUGCAGGGAAGCCCGUCGAGCUCCCCGGUGCAGACACAUUCGAGAAGCACCAGCUGGAGCGGGAGCUCGCCGCCCUCGUGUCACGGGUCCACCAACUCGAGACGAGAGCUCACUCCACCGGUAUCGCCAACUUCCCCGACACGCCUAAUGAAACCGCUGAUUCGGUGUUUGGUGACGAUGCAGCAUCGUCACCCUCAGGCAUCGGUCGUGACGCUUCCAAGUCGAGACCCGGAAGCAUAGGGCGGAACGGAAACAUCAUCGAGAAGGCUGUCCCCCUGACAGACGAGGCGCUCGAGGGCCUGCGUGAGCACGUCGACGACCAGUCAAAGCUUCUAGACAGCCAGCGACAAGAGCUCGCCGGCGUGAAGGCCCAGCUCAUACAACAGGAGCAGCUGCAAGAGAGGGCCCUCGCGAUAAUAGAACAAGAACGCGUUGCGACCCUCGAACGAGAGCUAUGGAAACACCAGAAGGCCAACGAGGCCUUCCAAAAAGCCCUUCGCGAGAUCGGCGACAUCCUGACCGCUGUGGCUCGUGGUGAUCUCUCCAAGCGAGUGCGCCUCAACACCGUAGAAAUGGACCCCGAAAUCACCACAUUCAAACGGACGAUAAACACAAUGAUGGACCAGCUCGGAGACUUCUCCUCGGAAGUGUCCCGUGUGGCUCGUGAGGUCGGCACGGAAGGUAUUCUGGGCGGCCAGGCUCAGAUCGAAGGCGUCGCUGGUACCUGGAAAGAAUUGACCGAUAAUGUGAACAUAAUGGCCCAAAAUUUGACCGAUCAAGUGAGAGAAAUUGCGACUGUAACGACUAGUGUAGCCCAUGGAGACCUUACCAAGAAGAUUGAGCGGCCUGCCAGAGGCGAAAUCUUCCAAUUGCAACAGACCAUCAACACCAUGGUUGACCAGCUUCGGACUUUUGCUUCCGAGGUCACGAGAGUGGCCAAGGACGUCGGAACAGAAGGCAAACUAGGAGGACAAGCCGAUGUGAAUGGUGUGAAAGGCAUGUGGAAUGACUUGACCGUCAAUGUCAAUGCCAUGGCCGACAAUCUCACGACACAAGUACGCGACAUCAUCAAGGUUACAACUGCAAUCGCAAAGGGAGAUCUCACGCAGAAAAUCGAGGCUCAGUGCAAGGGAGAAAUCUUCGAGCUGAAGAACACGAUCAAUUCCAUGGUGGAACAAUUGCAACAAUUCGCCCGGGAAGUCACGAAAAUCGCAAAGGAGGUCGGGACCGAGGGACGUUUGGGCGGCCAAGCCACCGUGCACGACGUGGAAGGAACCUGGAAGGACCUCACACAAAAUGUCAACGGCAUGGCCAUGAACCUCACGACACAGGUCAGGGAAAUAGCAACGGUUACAACUGCUGUCGCGCGGGGUGAUCUGAGCAAACGAAUCAGCGUCGAAGCCCAGGGUGAAAUAUUGGAUCUCAAAAACACUAUCAACACCAUGGUGGACCGUCUGUCUACAUUUGCGUUCGAAGUGUCGAAGGUCGCGCGAGAAGUCGGAACGGACGGAACACUCGGUGGCCAGGCCCAGGUUGAAAAUGUCGAGGGCAAGUGGAAAGAUCUCACUGAGAACGUCAACGUCAUGGCUUUGAACUUGACCACUCAGGUGAGGGGCAUCUCCAGUGUUACACAAGCUAUCGCGAACGGUGACAUGAGCCGUAAAAUCGACGUCGAGGCUAGGGGCGAGAUACUCAUCCUCAAGGACACCAUCAAUGACAUGGUUGACCGACUCAACAGCUUCUGUAAUGAAGUACAGCGAGUGGCCAGGGAUGUCGGCAUCGACGGUAUCCUUGGAGGCCAGGCAGACGUUGCGGGGCUCAAGGGCAGAUGGAAGGAGAUCACGACAGAUGUUAACACAAUGGCCAAUAACUUGACGGCCCAAGUGCGCGCCUUUGGGGACAUAACCAAUGCUGCCACCGACGGAAACUUUACCAAGAUAGUAGAGGUUGAGGCAUCCGGCGAGAUGGAUGAGCUGAAGCGGAAGAUCAACCAAAUGGUGUUCAAUCUCAGGGACAGUAUCCAGAGAAACACGCAGGCUCGAGAGGCUGCCGAGUUGGCCAACAAGACGAAAUCCGAAUUCCUGGCAAACAUGUCGCACGAGAUCCGGACCCCGAUGAACGGUAUCAUCGGAAUGACACAAUUGACCCUCGAUACCGACCUGACGCAAUACCAGCGAGAGAUGCUGAACAUAGUCAACAGCCUGGCUAAUAGCUUGCUCAUCAUCAUCGACGACAUCCUUGACCUGUCCAAGAUUGAAGCCCGACGCAUGGUCAUUGAAGAGAUUCCUUAUACGUUACGGGGCACAGUCUUCAAUGCUCUGAAAACGUUAGCAGUCAAGGCGAACGAGAAGAAUCUUGAACUCACAUACCAGGUCGACAGCUCCGUCCCUGAUCAUGUUGUUGGCGACUCGUUCAGGCUGAGGCAGAUUAUCCUCAACCUGGUCGGAAACGCCAUCAAGUUCACCGAGAACGGCAAAGUCAGCCUGCAGAUUCAGAAGUCGAAUCUGACAGUCAAGAGGGACGAGUACGCAAUUGAGUUCGUGGUCAGUGACACGGGUAUCGGUAUACCGUCUGACAAGCUCGACCUCAUCUUCGACACCUUCCAGCAAGCUGACGGGUCAAUGACUCGGAAAUUUGGCGGCACGGGUCUCGGGCUGUCCAUUUCGAAGAGACUGGUCAACCUGAUGGGAGGUGACAUACGAGUGGAGAGUGAAUUAGGACACGGCAGUGCCUUCUUCUUCACCUGCGUUGUCCGAUCAGCCGUCGACGACGUCUCAUACAUUGCAAAGUCGCUGAAUCCCUACAAGGGACAUGAGGUCCUCUUCAUCGACAAGGGCAACACUGGUCAUGGAACGGGCAUAAGGGAUAUGCUCCGAGGCCUAGGCCUAAUGCCCUCGAUCGUGGAGUCGGAGAAGAAUCCCCUUCUGGUGAAGCAACGCGAGAAGGGCACCACGCCCUACGACGUCAUCAUCGUGGAUGACCUGGAUACUGCAAGGAGGCUAAGGGCCAUUGACGACUUCAAAUACCUCCCCAUCGUCCUGCUAGCGCCUGUCGUACAUGUCAAUCUGAAGUCGUGCCUUGACUUGGGAAUUACAUCGUACAUGACGACGCCAUGCAAACUGAUUGAUCUCGGCAACGGCAUGAUCCCCGCACUGGAGAACAGAGCCGCGCCUUCGCUGGCCGACAACACGAGGUCUUUCGAAAUCCUCCUGGCUGAAGACAACGCAGUCAACCAAAAGCUCGCUGUCAAGAUUCUAGAAAAGUACCACCAUGUUGUCACAGUCGUGGGCAAUGGUGAGGAGGCGGUCCAUGCUGUGCAGAAGAAGAAGUUCGACGUUAUUCUCAUGGACGUGCAAAUGCCAGUAAUGGGCGGCUUCGAGGCCACUGGCAAGAUCCGAGAAUAUGAGCGCAGCCUGGGUUCCCAACGGACGCCCAUCAUCGCCCUCACAGCCCAUGCCAUGAUGGGCGAUAGGGAACGAUGCAUCCAGGCGCAGAUGGACGAGUACCUGUCCAAGCCUCUGCAACAAAACCACCUCAUACAGACCAUUCUCAAGUGCGCGACGCUUGGCGGUGCCCUGGCUGGAAACCGUGACCGGGAUAUAACACGACAGGCCGAUGCCAAGGCCGCGGGUGCCCGGAUCCCCAUCGACCCAUCGGGAAACUACCUACGGCCGCAGAGGCCGGGCCUGCAAUCACACGGCUCGGACAUCGUCAAAGGCCGGAUGGACAGCCCUGCUUUGGUGUCAGCUGACCAGGAGGACCCAUUGGCAAGAGCACGUAACAGCCUCUCCGCUCCUCCCGCCGGGCAAAAGCGCAAGCGUUAGCUAACUUUACUUUUUUUGGCCUGCUACAGCUCAUCUUCCGAGCCAACAGCCAGUAGAAGCACUUGUUCGUUAAACCUUGACCACACCGUCCUGUACACCAGCAAGGAGGGGGGAGAGAGCGCGAGUGGGGGAGGGGAGUGAGAACAAUCGCGAUUUUGCCGGAUCUUCGUCAAUCAGAUCAGAUGCAGCAAAGCAAAGCAAAACACAUCAUUUCUUUUGCCAGCAGCAAGCAGCAGGGCCAGGUCGCUACGGCUAUGAUACCACGGGGGCUCCUUACGAGUUCAAGUUUCUUCACGUAACAUGUCAGUUUAUAACGGGGUUCAUUGUUUGGCACUGGGUUGCAAGGCAUUUGGCGGCGUUAGUUGAUUUGGGUACAACAUUUUUUGAACACGCUUUUUUUCCCUUUGGAAAUCUGCGGGACCGCGCCGUUCGCAAGUGAGCAUUUUCUUUUGACAGCAACCAACAUCGUCUCUUGGCGCCACCUGAGCUCCGGACGCGAAUAUGGGACAGUGGAGCCUCAUGUGCAAGAGAGGAAACAGACGGGCAGUGAGGGUGGGGUGCAUAUGGUGGUCAGGUUGUAGGGGACAGCAAUCAUGGCAAGACUGGUGGUGUUGGACAGCGAGCGUUCCUACCAGGCAACUCUGGUUCAUAUAUUUAUUAGUAGUAUGUCUACCUGGUGAGACGACAUAUAAUCUUUUCGCUAUAUCUCAUCUGACCACAUAUCUCAUCCAACAAGCAACGUUAGGGGACAACUGGCCACGCCUUCCUUUCCCUCCUCCGGUUCUUAUUUUUCUGUGCAGACGUCGCGCCGAGUGACACAGACGGGCCUGUGAGGGUAAAACCAUUGACGGGGAAUGACUGUUGCCCUCGGGAUGUCUCAACCUCGCGGCGCGCAAGUCUUGUGUUUGUGCGCCCGUGCCGGAUCGAGAUGAUGCGUCACUCGGAGAUCACGACACGACAUGAUCAGGCUACAUACAGUGUUAAGCCGUUUUAGAACAAAACACAAAAAAAAAAAAAAAUACUCCGGGUCUCUGCAGCCGGAGGCUAUAUCUGUGCUACACACAUUGUAUCGGUGAGCGCAUGUGUGCGUUGGUGGUUCGUUUUGCGCCGGCGACUGACUCGGCCCUCAACAGCUGGUUGGCCCGGCCCGGGGAAGGGGCUGCCGCGUCGGAAUAUAGUACCAGGUGUUUUGGUUGUUGUGCAGGUCACCUACAGUAGCUGUUGGAAGGGAAGGGAGUCACCGGUGGGGCCGAUUGGGGCGGGCAGAAACCUUAUGGGCGGGUGCGUGAGUUCAACGUGGUGGGUAUGUGUUGAUGUGUUAUGAUGACGAUGUGGUUGUGGUGGUGGGGGCUGCUUUUGCG